AUGCUUUCUUGGUCAGCUAACUUAGGAAAUUUUCGACAAAAUCUCACACAAACCGGCGAGAUCUCACAGAGACGAGAUUUCAGACGAGAGGGGCAGGAGUUACACGAGCGCCGUCUCUACGGCGUCGGUUUCGCCGUCCGGAACUCCCUUCUGUCCACCAUAGAAUCGCCCUCUUCAGGCACACUACGAGUCCUCUCUCUCCGCCUCACCACCUCUUCUGGACCAGCCAAUUUCCUUAGUGUCUAUGCCCCCACACUCUGCUCAACAGCGGAGGCUAAGGAUCAGUUCUAUGAGGAGCUCGAGGCGAAGAUCAGGCAGAUCCCCGCCAAGGAGCAUCUGUUCCUACUCGGUGACUUUAAUGCCCGGGUGGGGGCAGACCACGACCCUUGGCCUCGCUGCAUCGGCCACUUUGGCGUUGGAAACAUCAACGAGAACGGCCAGCGCCUCCUCGAACUCUGCUCCUUUCACGAACUCUGUCUCACAAACACUUUCUUCGCCACCAAGCUUCAUCACAGGGUAUCUUGGAGACACCCAAGGUCCCGUCAUUGGCACCAGCUGGACUUUGUGAUCACCAGGAGAACCCUGCUAAACCAUGUGCUGGUCACGCGCAGUUAUCACAGUGCAAAUUGUGACAUCGACCACUCCCUGGUUGUCAGAAAGGUGCGUCUACUUCCCAGACGGCUCUACCACUCCAAGCAGAAGCCCCGACCCCGCAUCAACACAUUCAGAAUCAACAACCCUGAGCUGCGGGAACACUUCGCCAGAGCCAUCGACGUCGCCCUUGAGGGCUGCCCAACUGGCAGCGCUACAGAGCGGUGGAACCACAUCCGCAAGGCUGUGUUUCAGACCUUCGGGAAAAGAGAGAGGAAGAGUGCAGACUGGUUUGAGCCAGGAGUCGCCGAGCUGGAGCCCACUAUCGCUGCUAAGAGAGCCGCCCUACUUCCCCACAAAAAUGACCCCUCCACGAAGACGCUCGCGGCACUUCGUGCUGCUCGCAGCAACACACACAGGAUCGCCAGACGCUGUGCUAACAACUAUUGGUCGAGCCUCUGCCAAGACAUCCAGCUCUUUGCAGACAUGGUCAACGUGUGGGGUAUGUACGAAAGUUUGAAGAAAGCUUUUGGCCCAAGCACCAUCAAGACUGGCCCCAUCAAAUCUGCCAAAGGCGUGCUCAUCAAAGGCCGCAGCAAGCAGAUGAAGAGAUGGGCCAAACACUUUCAAGAGCUCUACUCGAGGGAAACUACAGUCUCCAAUACAGCCCUCGAGCGUACUCAUCCACUACUUACUAUGGGCGAGCUUGAUGCACCACCUACAAUUGAAGAGCUCAGAAAAGAGGCAGUUGCAGGAGAAAUGCUGGGAGCAGAGACAGCCCCUGAUAUGAGUGGCACCGUCCAGUUUGACGGAUCAUGCUCGGAGCCCUUUCCGAUCAGAAAUGGAGUGAAGCAGGGCUGCGUCCUUGCCCCAACCCUCUUUGGCAUUUUCUUCUCCCUGCUCCUGUCUCACGCUUUCGGGGACUCCGACGACGGCAUAUUCAUUCACACCAGAAGUGACGGAGGACUCUUCAACUUGGCACGCCUUCAAGCAAAGACCAAAGUAAGGAAGGUGUUCAUCAGAGAGUUACUCUUCGCUGAUGAUGCUGCUCUAGCCACACACACUGAAGCAGGGCUGCAGUGA
Molecule: messenger RNA, 1674 nt
Organism: Penaeus indicus
Lineage: Eukaryota; Metazoa; Arthropoda; Malacostraca; Decapoda; Penaeidae
Exons: 4
Coding region: 1-1674 (557 amino acids)
Biological process (GO): chromatin remodeling
Cellular component (GO): nucleus
Molecular function (GO): catalytic activity
Source: RefSeq, a predicted model, not a curated record